Messenger RNA from Vombatus ursinus (common wombat), 12581 nucleotides. It is a transcript of the gene BSN, whose product is annotated as bassoon presynaptic cytomatrix protein. The record is from RefSeq and is a predicted model, not a curated record. Lineage: Eukaryota; Metazoa; Chordata; Mammalia; Diprotodontia; Vombatidae. Gene Ontology annotation, molecular function: structural constituent of presynaptic active zone; metal ion binding. Gene Ontology annotation, biological process: presynaptic active zone assembly; protein localization to synapse. Gene Ontology annotation, cellular component: cytoskeleton of presynaptic active zone; glutamatergic synapse; axon.
AUGGGUAACGAGGCCAGCCUGGAGGGGGGAGCCGGGGACGGGCUGCCGGCUGCGAGUGGCCCCAGCCCCAGCCCCAGCCCCGGCUACGGCCCCAGCCCUGGCCCCGCGGCGGGGAAGGCGCCUUCAGCACCAGGAAGCGGACAGCUCCCCUCAGCCGUCGCUGCGCGAGCGGCCACAGCCCAGCAGCCUCCGGGCCCCGGCCCCGGCCCCGGCUCUGGCCCCGGCCCCACCACCGACACGGCCAGAAGACUAGAUCCUAAGGAUCCCCUAGAUGGCCAGAGAGCAACUUCCCCCACUCCAAAGCAGGCUGCUGCUCAUAGCCAUGAAGGCCGCCGGCGGGAGAUGAGGACUCAUGGACAGGCUGGCCCACAGGUGGAUGGCCCCCAUCGGACACUCCAAGUGGACAGCAGGAUGCAGAGAACAGGCCGAUCUCCCUCAGUGUCUCCAGACCGAGGCAGCACCCCAACAUCACCUUAUUCAGUACCCCAAAUUGCACCCCUCCCAAGCAGUACCCUCUGUCCUAUAUGCAAGACAACAGAUCUCACCUCUUCUCCUAACCAGCCAAACUUCAACACCUGUACACAGUGUCACAACAAGGUCUGCAACCAGUGUGGAUUCAACCCCAACCCUCAUCUCACAGAGGUGAAAGAAUGGUUGUGUCUGAAUUGCCAGAUGCAGAGAGCUUUGGGGAUGGACAUGACCACUGCACCUCGUUCCAAAAGCCAGCAGCAGCUGUACUCACCUUCCCUUUCUCCUGCCCACUCCCCAGCCAAACACCCCAGCCCCAGCCCCCAACACAGGCCCAGGGGAAGCCUGAACCAGAGAAAAUCCCUGGAACAACACAGCCUGGGCUGCAACAGGGGCCUGGCGUCCAGCAGGCUGAAGUGCCCAGAACUCCUGUGGUGCCAGGGCAUCAAGGGAGUUACUCCAACCCCUGGGUCUGGGGCUCAAGAACAAGCCCAAGAGGGACUCACUGGGAAGCUUUUUGGCUUUGGGGCCUCUCUGCUGACCCAGGCCAGCACACUUAUGUCUGUCCAGCCAGAGGCCAGUCCACAAGGCCAGCCAUCUCCUGGCAAAGGGCCCCCCAAGAUAGUCUUCAGUGAUGCCAGUAAGGAAGCAGGGCCCAAGUCAUCAGGGCCCGGACCUGGGCCUGGGCCUGGGCCUGGGCCUGGGCCUGGACCUGGGCCUGGAUCUGGGCCUGGAUCUCCUGGGCCAGGACCUGGGGCUCUUGGUCGACCAGCAGGGGCACCUAGUCCAAAGCAAAGUAAGGCAGAACACCAGACUGCUCCCAAGGCUGUCCCCAAGCCAAAGGAAGUGCCGAAGGAAAAGGUCAAAUGCCCACUGUGCCAGGCCGAACUCAAUGUGGGCUCCCGGGAGCCAUCCAACUACAAUACAUGUACCACCUGCAAGCUGCAAGUGUGCAACCUGUGUGGCUUCAACCCAACUCCUCACUUGGUAGAGAAAAAUGAGUGGCUGUGUCUGAACUGCCAAACACAGAGGCUGCUGGAAGGAAGCCUUGGUGACCCGGCCCCCGUGCCCAUGUCUACCCCGAAGCAGACACCAACAAGUUCGCCACGACACCAACCCGGCCCAUCCCCUCAGAAACAGAAGGGGCCACCUGCACCAGGGCCAGGGCAGCCCACAGGACCCCCCCACACCUCUCCCAGCCUGCAGACCAAGCACCUCAGGGCAUCCGAACCCAGCAAGCCUCCAAGAGGCCCGCAGGAGAAGAAACCCAGCGGCCCAGCAGAAGCCAAACAAGUGCCGAAGCCAUCCCCUCUGCCAACCACGCUCACGGAGGCCCCGAAGACAAAGGAUGGGCCCAAGAGGGCCGAGCCACCUCUCGUGGACAGCAAGGUCAGCUCUACCACUGAGGCACCGAGAGGGAGUGAGCACGAGGACCCAAGCAAGCCUUAUUCCCAGGACCUGUCCCGGAGUCCCCAGAGCCUCAGUGAUACUGGCUACUCCUCCGAUGGGAUCUCCAGCUCCCAAAGUGAGAUCACAGGGCUCGUACAGCAGGAAGAGGAGCAGCUGAACACCGCCGGGGUGGUGAAGCCCAGCCCACCGAGCCCCUCCGAGCUCAACAAACUGGAAAGCAGCAUGCGGCCCCUCCUGGAGGCCCAGGGUGGUGCCCCGGCGGAGCAGCCCAAGGCCCGCCCCCAGCUGCGGGAGGAACCGAAGCAGAGACAGAGGCCUCGAUCCCUGUCCAUCACGCCUGAGGCUUUUGACUCUGACGAGGAACUGGAAGACAUCUUGGAGGAGGACGAAGAUUCUCUCGAGUGGGAGACCCAGAGGGACGCGAGGGAUACGGCCGAGUCGUCCGAUGACUUUGGCAGCAAGCUCCGCCACGACUACGUGGAAGACAGCAGCGAGGGCGGGCUCUCUCCCCUCCCAACGCGGUCCACGGGCAGAGAUGCCGAGGGUCCGGACGAAGACUUUAUGAGGAGGCAGAUUUUGGAGAUGAGUGCCGAGGAGGACAACCUGGAGGAGGAGGAGGAUGCCGAGUAUGACCGUGCAAAGCACAGAUCGAGGAAAGCCGGUUCCAAGCCAGGGUCGGAGCAAGGCCAGGAGCCCGCCCCACCCAAGAGGCGGCUGCCUCACAACGCCACCACGGGCUACGAGGAAGAGCUGAAGGACGUGGGUGCUCCUGAGCCCGAGGACGUGGCGGCCCUCCAGGGGGGCCUGCGCCGCUUCAAGACCAUCGAGCUCAACAGCACCAGCAACUACGGUCGAGAGAUGGAGAUGAGCCAGGAGGCGGACGUCAGCCUGGACAGGGAGCCCGAGCUGGAGAUGGAAAGCUUGACCGGGUCCCCCGAGGACCGCUCCCGAGGAGAGUAUUCUUCCACGCUGCCCGCCACCACCCCCAGCUGCACCUCGGGCACCUCUCCCACGUCCCUGUCCUCCCUCGAAGAAGACAGCGACAGCAGCCCCAGCCGCCGCCAGAGACUGGAAGAGGUCAAGCAGCAGAGGAAAGCCCGGCACCGCUCCCCCGGCCCCCUGCUCCCCACCAUCGAGGACUCCUCGGAGGAGGAGGAGCUCCGAGAGGAAGAGGAGCUGCUCCGGGAGCAGGAGAAGAUGCGGGAGGCAGAACAGCAGCGCAUCCGCAGCACGGCCCGGAAGACCAAGCGGGACAAAGAGGAGCUCAGGGCCCAGCGGAGGCGGGAGCGGUCCAAGACCCCCCCCAGCAACCUGUCCCCCAUCGAGGACGCCUCGCCCACUGAGGAGCUGCGCCAGGCGGCCGAGAUGGAGGAGCUCCACCGAUCGUCCUGCUCCGAGUACUCCCCGUCACCCUCCCUCGACUCCGAGGCCGAGGGCUUCGAGACCGGCCCCUCCGAGCUCUACAAGUCUGGGAGCGAAUGCGACCUGCCCACCUUCAUGUCCCUCUACUCCCCAACCGAGAAGACUGCCAGCGGCACCAGCUACCCUCCCGGCAAGCCCUUGAAAAGCGCCGAGGAGGCCUACGAAGAGAUGAUGAAGAAGGCCGAGCUUCUCCAGAAGCAGCGAGGGCAGCAGGCCCAGUCCAGCAGCGCCUACGGCAGCUCCCGGGGCACGGACCGAGGCCAGGGCAGCUUGGAAUACCAAUACAUUGAAGACUAUGACUAUGCGUCCGGUCAGCUGGGCUCCUCUCAGCACACCUACGAGCCUGAGGCUGCAGAUGCGGGAGCCGUGUAUGAGGAGAUCCUCCAGACGUCCCAGAGCAUCGCCAGGAUGCACCAGGCCUCCUCCCGAGACCUGGCUUUCCAGGAGGAGAAGAAGGACCGAGAGGACGCUUACCGGGAGAAGCAGUUUCUGAAUGCAGAGAGCGCUUACAGCGAGCUGAUGAGGCAGAACGGUGGUCCCCUCACCCCCGGCACCAGCCCCACCCAGCUGGCAGCCCCCAUGGCCUUCUCCUCAGACAGUGGUGGAAGCCGGCUUAUCCCCGAUGUGCGAGUCACCCAGCAUUUUGCAAAAGAACCUCAGGAUGCCCUCAAGCUUCUCAGCUCCCCGGCUUCUCCCGGCUCUGCUUUCAAGGGAGGGACAGCUCCUUUCACUUACAGCAAAGCGACCCCUUCGGUCACAACUGCAGCGUCUAGUACAGCCGGCAGACCGCGUGUUUCCACAGCCGGCCCAGAGCCUCCACUCCCCAGCACCGCAAGCUACGGCUCCCAGACUGAAGAGAUGCCCCAGGCUCAGGUCUUCUCUGAUACCGGUGGAUUCCUUGCAAGAGAGAGGUUUCAGAGCGUGAGUGACGGCAAGAUGGGUGCUCCUUUGUCAUCGAAAGGCUAUCCCGGCUUCAAGAAUGCAAGCCCACCCCUCUCCCCAGCUUCUCCGAUGGAGGGCCUUCCCUCUGCGAUUGGCAGAAUGGGGCCCAAGUCUACCGCAGAGUUCUCAACCCAGACCCACAGCCCACUUCUCCCCUCUGACGUCCCAAGGAGCCCUGUUUCCUCCACCCCAUCCUCCAUGGUCGCUCAGGGCACACAGACGCCACACCGCUCCGGCUCACCUCGCCUCACCAGGCAGCAGUCUUCUCAAGAAUCUCCCUUUAUGGUCAUCACCUUAGCCUCAGAUGCAGCCAGCCAAACCAAGCUGGUCAAUGCAAGCUCUUCCACCUCACCAGCAUCAUCUCCGACCAGACACCAAGAUACCAUUCACAGCUACAGUCAGUCAGUACAGGUCAAUGGAGCACAGUUCCAACAGGAACAGUCACUGCACAGCUUCCCCAAGGGUGAGAGAACCCCCACUUCGAGUGCCAUUGUCCCCAUGAAUGCUGCCAAGGGGCAUGUGACCCCGGUCAUGGAUGGCACAGCUGCUCUGUAUGGCUGGGGCUCCCUGCCUGCUGAAAACAUCUCCCUGUGCAGGAUCUCAUCAGUUCCUGGGACAUCCCGGGUAGAACCAGGGCCCAAACCACCAACGAGCUCCGCGGUAGACCUACGGACCGCUAUGAAAUCCACCCCAAUCAUCAUCACCGACCGAGGCGUGGACCUGACUUCCCUGGCUGCCGAGGCCAGGAAAUACUGUCUUACGUUGGACCAAUCUCCAGGACGGCAGUCCACCACAGUUCAACCUCUCAUCAUCAACCUCAAUGCCCAGGAGCACACCCACACUUUCAUUGGCACCUCCACCACUGUCAGCAUCACUGUGGCUUCCUCCAUGCUCGUGUCUCAGCCAAAGCAACCUGUGGUCUAUGGGGACCCUUUCCAGAACCGACUGGACUUUGGACAAGGGACAGGAAGUCCCGUGUGUCUGACCCAGGUCAAACACGUGGAACAGGCUGUGCAGACUGGUCCUUACCAAGGAGGGCCCCGUGGAAAGCCCAAAGAACCUAGCAGUCCCCAGCAAACCAAAUUCGCUCGGUAUAACUUGCCCAACCAGAUGGCACCUUUGGUUAAAAAAGAUAUUCUUGUCACUCAGAUGAGCGCCACACAGAACGUUAGCAUCAAGCCAUACCCCGCAGAGCCGAGUUCCGAUGCGUACCGGGGUGCACCUGCAGAGCUCAAAGCUCACAGUGUGCCCACACACGUUGGUGGGAAGAAACCUCACAUGAUGAUGGUGCAGCUGGAUGACAUGACGGCUGGUGCAGUGACCAAGCUGGUCAAAGAAGAACCUACCAGUGCUUUAGACCUCACUGGGAUCAAACCUGAGAGUCAAGUGGCUUGCUGUGAUGUAGUCUACAAAUUCCCCUUCAGCAGCAGCUGUACUGGGACUUUCCAUCCCUCCUCUAAGAUGCCCGAGAAAAAUGUAGUGGACACAGCCCAGCCCAGCCAGAGCAGCCUUCCAUUUUAUGGGCCCCGGGAGCCAGACCUUCCUGAGCCGUCUCCAUACAGGGAACAGGCCGCAGCGGGUCCCAGGCUCUACGAGGAGCAGAAACUGUAUUCUCAUGGCCUCGUGGGAAGGCUCUACUCGUCCAUGUCUGACACCAACCUGGCCGAGGCCGGGCUGAGUUAUUACCCACACAAAAGUGACCAAUUCUUCCACUCCCCUGGGGGAGACUCAGCUAUGGACCUCACAACCAUGAAGCACUCCUACAGCAUCGGCUUCGACGGCCGCUACCUGCCCCAGGGAAUGCAGUACGGCUCCUUCACAGACCUGAGACAAGCCCCAGACCUUAUGGGCCACCCACUCCCCAUGAGAAGGUAUAGCUCAGCAUCGAACAUCUACUCUGAUUAUCGAUACUCGCCGCGAGGGGACCUGUCGGGCUUCCAGGAAUCCAGCCUGGCUCAGUAUAGCGCAACUACAGCCCGGGAGAUCAGCCGCAUGUGUGCUGCUCUCAACUCCAUGGACCAGUACGGGGGACGGCACAGCAGCAGCCCGGAGCUCUUGCAGUAUGGCCCCAGGCCUGGGCCUGGGCCUGGGCCUGGAGCCAGCGCCCAGCAGGGCCUGGCAGCCAUCAAGGCCAACAUGAUGAUGAACCCAAACUUCCCUGAAGGCCGGCAGAGCUUUGGGAAGCUGGCCCAGUACGGUCCUGCCGCCGGGCAGGGAGGAGGGGCCAUCAGGCAGCUUUUCCCUUCCACAGCGACUGUGCGUGCAGCUGACGGGAUGAUUUAUUCUACUAUCAACACGCCAAUUGCCUCAACUCUUCCCAUCACCACCCAGCCAGCGUCGGUGCUUCGGCCCAUGGUCCGAGGCAUCUACAGACCCUAUGGCCCGGGUAGCAUUACCCCUGUGCCUCUUGCCAGCUUGACCCGAGUACCCGUGGUUGCCCCCCGGGUGCCCCUCAUGCCGCAGGGGCUCUAUCGAUAUCCAGCCCCAAGCAGAUUCCCAGCCAUCACAACAGCACCUGGGAUUGACGGCCCCUUGUACCUGGGGAAGGCAGGCCCAGCCACCAUGGUGGCAGCAGCCGCUGGAGGUCUACAGAGAACUGAGCAGCCACUGGGAAGCACUCGAGAAGAGCCCCCAGCAGCAGCCCCCCUGGGGUCCAAAGAGGCAGGCACAGCCCCGUCCCACCUGCCUGGCCAAAAGCAGCCUGGAGAAGCUCCUUCAGCGACCAUCUUGGGCAAAGCAGGGGGUGCCGAGAAAGAAGAGAAGGAGGAGGAGAGGCAGAGGAAGCAGCAGGAGCACCUGCUGCAGAUGGAACGCGAGCGCGUGGAGCUGGAGAAGCUGCGGCAGCUGCGGCUCCAUGAGGAGCUGGAGCGGGAGCGCGUGGAGCUGCAGCGGCAUCGGGAGAAGGAGCAGAUGCUGGUGCAGAGGGAGAUCCAGGAGCUGCAGACCAUCAAGCACCAGGUCUUGCAGCAGCAGCAGGAGGAGCGCCAGGCCCAGUUCGCCUUGCAGAGGGAGCAGCUGGCCCAGCAGCGCCUGCAGCUGGAGCAGAUCCAGCAGCUGCAGCAACAGCUGCAGCAGCAGCUGGAGGAGCAAAAGAGGCAGAAGGCUCCCUUCCCCCCGGUGUGCGACCCCUCUGGGAGAUUGCCUCCCCAAGCCGUGACGGAGAUCGCCCUAGAAAUGCAGCGCACCAUGGCCCCGAAUGGCCAGUACUGGCCCCCAAUGAAUCAGGCUUUCAUGGCCACUGCGGCCAUGGGCAUGGAGGGGACGGGGCAGCCGAGAGAGCCGGGGCCCCCGAGGCCCCUCCCCAGCUCGGCCUCGGACAUGUCUCUGCAGACGGAUGAGCGCUGGGAGGCCGGCAGGGGCCUCCAGAAGAGACACUCAAUGCCCCGCCUCCGGGAUGCCUAUGAGAUGGAGGAGGCCCACGAGCCUUACGUCGUCAAGAAGAUCGCCGACAGCAGCGUGCAGACCGACGAGGAGGACGGGGAAGAGCGGUACUUUAUGUCCCGGAGGCGCCGGACUCGGCGGAGCACGGACUGCAGCGUCCAGACGGACGACGAGGACAACGCUGAGUGGGAGCAGCCUGUCCGCCGGCGCCGCACCCGCUUCUCACGCCACUCAGAUUCAGUUUCCGACGGCAAGCACGACUCCUCCUCCGCGGCCAGGGGCAAGUCGAGUGUUGGCAUCCAAACCAUCAGUGACUGCUCAGUACAGACAGAGCCCGAUCAGCUGCUGAGGGUCUCGCCUUCCAUUCAUAUCACCACCCCGGACCCCAAAGUGGAGAUUAUCAAAUACAUUUCGGCCCCAGAGAAGACUCAGAAGGGAGAGAGCCUAGCAUGCCAGACAGAGCCGGAAGCACAGGCCCAGGGAAUUGUGGUGCCUCAGCUCCCAGGGCCGGCAGCCAUCACCCCCUACACCCCCAGCAUUCAGAUUGUCACCACUGGACCCUUGGAGCCCAGGCAGCAGGGGCUUGGGAAAUUUGAGAAGAAGAAACCGGAUCCCUUAGAAAUUGGUUACCAGUCUCAUUUGCCCACUGAGUCUCUCUCCCAGCUAGUAACCCGUCAGCCCCCCAAGUCUCCUCAGGUUCUCUACUCACCUGUCUCUCCCUUGUCCCCACACCGGCUCCUGGAAUCCUCCUUUGCUUCCAGUGAGAGAUUGAACAAGGCCCACGUAACACCACAGAAGCAUUUCACUGCCGACAGCGCCCAGCGCCAACAGACUGUGCCUCGCCCCAUGAAAACCAUGCAGAGGUCCCUGUCGGACCCCAAGCCCAUCAGCCCCACUGCCGAAGAGUCAGCCAAAGAGAGGUUCUCCCUCUAUCAGCAACAAGUCCUCCAGGGCAGUCAGAUGUCAGCAUUUCAGGCUAACACCCUCAUUCGAAAGGUGAAGCGCACGCUGCCCAGCCCCCCCCCAGAGGAGGCCCAGAUGCCUCCCCCAAGCCAAGCACAUUCCCAGAUGUACAUGGCCAGCCUCCUUCCGAAGGGCCUGGCAGGGCCUCCCGUCCAGGUGACCAAAGCCAGCCUGCUCAAGGAGCUGGACCGUGACCUCAAGCUGGUGGAGCAUGAGUCUACCAAGCUGCGGAAGAAGCAGGCCGAGCUGGAUGAAGAGGAGAAGGAGAUUGAUGCUAAGCUGAAGUACCUGGAGCUGGGGAUCACUCAGAGGAAGGGGUCCCUCAUGAAGGACCGCGUUGGCCGAGAUUACCCCUAUCUUCGGUGCCUUGGGGAAAACCGGGACUACAUGUCCGAUAGCGAGCUCAACAAUUUACGCCUCACUGGCUAUGAGAGUGGGGCCGUCCACGUGAGGCCAAGCAUGGCCCCAACCAAUCAGUACACGUCGGCCUCCUCCUACCCUCCCUAUCAGUACCCACCAGGGCAAGGUCCCCCCCCGGCCCCCACAGCCUUCCAGCAACCCCGCUUCCAGCCUCCCCAGUACCCUGUGGGCAGUGCUGGCCCCGCACAGAAUGGCUUCCAGGCCAACCAGGUACCUGCCUACCCAGCUCAGAGCGCGUACCCAGCCCCUGCUUUCCCUCCAAGUGCAGGCUACCCCCCUGAACAUGGUCUCCAGGGCCAGCAGAACUUCCGCCCCGCUCCCCACUACCAGCCCCAGACGACUUACCCGGGUCAAAUUCCCCACCCACCCCCUCAAAAUGCCCUUUUUCCAGACCCAUCUGACAGUCACGCCUCCCAUCAGAAGCCAAGGCAGACCUCACUAGCUGACUUGGAACAAAAGGUCCCUACAAACUACGAAGUGAUUGCAGCGGCCCCGACCGUAAUGUCCUCGGCGCCUUCAGAGCCCACAUACGGUGCACCAGCGGUGACCAGCAGCUAUGACCAGUACAAGGCUUCGGAGCCCCCCAGGCCCGGCGUGAGCCAGAGCCCUGGGCCCACCUACUCUUCUGAAUCACUGUACACCAACCUGGAGCAGAACAUUCCUAGGAACUAUGUAAUGAUUGACGACAUCAGCGAGCUGACCAAGGACAGCACGCCCUCGGCAGUAGAAAGCCAGAAGCCAGAGCCCCGGCCCCAAGGCAGUAACGGGCGUCACGCGAAGGACAAAAGCGACCUGGGAGAGCCCGAAGGCCCCAGUGUUUCCUGCUGUUACUCAAAAGGGGACGAAGAGUCUGAGGAAGAUGUGUAUGAUCACCACGGCACAGACCACCGCGGGAAGAGUAGCUAUCACCGGAGCUCAGACAGCAAUGGAAGGAUGUCAGCCAGUGGAGGGGGGUCCUCCUACUACUAUGGGGACAGCGACUACAGACACUCAUCUCGGCCGGAGAAACAUGGCUCCAGCAUAGGAGGGCCAAAGCACUCUUCUAAGAACCUGGCCCCGGCCGUCAUCUCGUCGAAGCGCAGCAAGCAUCGGAAACAAGGCAUGGAACAAAAGAUCUCCAAGUUCUCGCCUAUUGAAGAGGCAAAAGACGUUGAAUCUGAUCUGGCCUCCUACCCCACGACACCCUCGGUCAGCAGCAGCGUGUCCUCCAGAGGGAAGAAAUUUCAAGAUGAGAUCACCUAUGGCCUUAAGAAGAACGUGUACGAACAGCAGAAAUACUAUGGAGUGUCAAGCAGGGACCUGAUAGAGGAAGAUGACCGAGCGUACAGCAGCAGGUCCAGAUCGUCAGCUAGUUACGGCGGCGAGAAGUCCGGCCCUGACAUGAGCAGCAGAGGCAAGUCGUAUGAGCGUGAGCGAGAGAGCAUGGAGAGAUUACAGAAGGCCAGCUCGAAGCCAUCGUCCCUGAGCAUGUCCCAGAGCCGAGGGCGGCCCCCCAUGCGUAGCCAGGCUUCUGAAGAAGAAAGCCCCGUCAGUCCGUUGGGAAGGUCCGUGGGAGGACCCCGCUCUUCGGGAGGGCCGCUCCCUCCAGGGGCUGGAGACGGCUGCUCUCCAUUCUGCUCCAGUCACUCCUUGCCUGAUGUCCAGGAACACAUCAAAGAUGUGCCCAGGACCCACUCGUACAAGCACGAGGAAGGUUACAACCUGGACGAUUCCCACUGUGUGGUUUCAGACAGCGAAGCUUAUCACUUGGGUCAGGAGGAGACAGACUGGUUUGAUAAGCCCCGAGAAUCCCGUUCAGAAAGGCUCAGACAUCAUGGUGGCCACACCUCCUCCUCCUCCUCCUCCCAGAAAAGACCCCCAGUCAAACACACUUAUCAUGACUAUGAUGAGCCCCCUGAGGAGGACCUGUGGCCACAUGAUGAGGGACCACAGGGCCGCCAUUCUUCCAAAGAGCAUCGGCACCAUGGGGACUAUGGCCGGCACUCCUCGGGGUCUUCAUCUUCCCGCCACCAGGGUGAGGAGCCUUCUCGAAGGGUCUCGAAGCCACACCCCCGAGACUCCGGCCGCCACGAAGGCAGACCUCACUCACAGCCUUCUUCCCAGAAGAAGGCUCAGCAGGCCGACCCAAGGAGCCAGCCAUCCUACCCCAGCUCCCAGUCGGAAUACUCACAGCCAUCCCGCCAGUCCGCGGCCUACCACCAUCCCUCAGAGCCCAAAAAAGCUCAGCGGCCAGUGCAGUCCGGCCCCUCGGCUCAGCAACCGAAGUCUGAGCCUCUGGCCCACUCUCAGCCACAGCAGGCAAGGCAACCUCCGUCAGGACCUUCCCAGCAGCCGCCGCUGCCGCAGUCUUCCAGGCAGCAGCAGUCACGCCAACCCCCACCACAGCAGCAGCAGACGAGCCAUGGGCCACAACCGACUCAGUCUCAGACACAGCAGACACCGUCACAAGCUCGGCUGCAGCAGCAGCAGCAGCAGCAGGGGAUCCCAGGGCAGCCUUCCCGGGGCCAACAGCCCCCGGCUGGUCAGCAGGCUGGCAAGUCAGUGCCAGGCCAUCCCCCUUCAGCAGGUGCCCAGCCUGCAGGCCCGGCACCACACUCUUGUGGUGAAAGUCUGUUCCUGAACUCUGGGCUGAUUCCAGGCCUAAAUGAUCAAGGAGUGGGAGGAAGGAAAGGUAAGAAAAAGAUGUGCCCAGAAGUCAUGGUCCUAACUAAGAAAACUUUAAUAUUGCAGCUGAAAGCUGAGCAGCUGGACAGCUCCAAACCUACCGCCAAAGUGCAGCAGCAGCAGCAGCAGCAGCAGCAGCAGGGGAGGGUCCCGCACGCCCAGCCACAGGGGACCACCACUGCAGGUACAAAAGUGGGAGCAAAGCCCGGGGGAGUCCCACCAGCAUCAGGAGCCCCCAUGGGCCAGCCUGGGGCCGAUGGAGAAAGUGUGCUCUCCAAAAUCCUUCCUGGAGGGGCAGCAGAACAAGCAGGCAAACUGACUGAAGCUGUGUCUGCUUUUGGAAAGAAAUUUUCUUCAUUCUGGUGAUCCUGUGCUGUAGGAUGUUUUGGAAGAUGAAUGGAGAUAAAGUCAUUCCUGUGGAAAAACCUAUGAAGAAACUAAUGGAUUUCACCACAGCCUAGGACUCUGCGUAUAACAAUAAUCCUCACCUUAAACAAGGAACUGUCUAGAUAAAGAGGCAACUCUGGCCAGGGAGCCAUGAUGGAGUUCAGCAAGCAACCUUGAGUCUGGGAAGAGAGCCAGAGGAUGGAGUCGCAAGGAAAGGAAAGGCCUUAAUGAAGUUCCCAAAGACGGAGUUCUUAGGUUCAUGGUAUUUAGAGCUGGAAGGAAUCUGAGAGAUGGUCUUGUCCAACAUUUUACAGUAGGAGAAAUUCAGGCCCAGGUUCAGGAUUUGCCCAAGGUCACUCGGGCAGUCAGUAGCAGUGCUGGGAUUUGAACCCAGUGACCCUGACUCCAAAUCCGGUGCUCCUUCCACGCCACCACGGGAAUGUCUGGCACCCUGAAAUUGGCAGGCCUGCCUGGCACACUGGAAAUGCCUCAUCAGCCACAGAAUUAGUUGGCUUUAAAAUAAA